Messenger RNA from Apis cerana (Asiatic honeybee), 4291 nucleotides. RefSeq lists its product as uncharacterized. The record is from RefSeq and is a predicted model, not a curated record. Gene Ontology annotation, cellular component: nucleus. Gene Ontology annotation, biological process: regulation of transcription by RNA polymerase II. Lineage: Eukaryota; Metazoa; Arthropoda; Insecta; Hymenoptera; Apidae. Gene Ontology annotation, molecular function: DNA-binding transcription factor activity, RNA polymerase II-specific; sequence-specific DNA binding.
UUUCUCCUCGUGUCGUUUCCCUCCAAUAGGAUUUCAUUGAGCAGACCGUAGCCUAUAAAGAACGAAUUUACUAAUACCUUUAUAAUAUUGUAAACAUUAUUGUGAAACAAUUACGAGUAUACCAUUUACUUUUAUGUUAUGCACAUUCGUGCGAAAAUUUAAUUUUAGAAAGUAAGAUUUAUGUUUUAUUAAAAGAAAUUACAUUUUCCUAUAUUUAACGUAUCAUAAUGAAAUAUUUGAUUUUCAUGAUCAUAAAUUUACAAGUCACAUAAGUGUUGAAUUACGCGUUUAUUGAUCGCUGUCAGUGACAAUAAUGUAAGAAACUUGUGAAUGCUUCGUUGCCAAAUGUUACUGAACUACCCCAAACACUAUGUAUUUUCCUAUAUUAGAGUACGCUGUUGUGAUUUGUCAAAGAAGCGAUAACCUAACAGCUAUAUUGAAUAUUAGAAAAAAUUUCGCAUAAAAUUUCUCACAUGAAAUUGUAAGAACUAAUCGUUAUACGACAAAAAAUUAAUCGUGCUUAUUAGAAUUUUAUAUUUUUAUAUGGUGAAAAUGGCCCAUGCUCCAUUACCGAAACCUAUUUGUAAACCGAUAGAUACGUCUAAGAUGUGUCCAUCUGAUUUCACUACUACUUUAUCUGAUGUGUUACAAUCGGACCCAGUAAAAAGGUUGUUUAAUCAACCAAAUAUCAUUAUUAAAACAAUACCUUUAAAAAUAAAUACAAAUUCUGGGUCAAACAAUAAUGAUUUUAUGAACAAAAUACAAAAUACGGAUACAAAUAUAAAUAAACCAAAGCAAUCAGAAUUAUCUGUAAUUCCUCUACAGAUGAAUCAAGAAGAAAAUGUAGAAGAUAAAAAUUUAUUGCCUGCUAAGAAACAAGGUAAAUCAGAAAUCACGUUAGUUCCUGUUAAAAGAGAAAAGAAACCUUGUGGUCAUUAUGAACCUUGUGAAAAUAUUAUAUGUGAUGUGGCAGUACAACAAUAUGUAGAUCGUGAAGGAUCUUCACCCAUGUUAGCUAUUAAUAUAGAGGAAAGUGAAAUAAAUGCACCUGUUUCAAAACAUUGUGCGAGUAAAAUGUGUGAUGCACUAAGUAUCGAUCAUGAUCGUUGUCGCAGAGCUGUGAUAAGAUUGAAUAGGUGUAAUCAGUCAACAGCUUGUGAUAUUUGUGGUAUUACACUAAAAACACAAAGAUCUCGUAUAUAUCAUAAGAAUUGUACAAGAAGAAAUGAAUAUAGACAUAAUGAAACAAGUAGUGCUAAAAUAUUAAAAGAAAGAAUGAGACAACGAGAAAUUCAAUUAAUAGAAGCUUCUAAAAUGAAAAAAAAUGAUUAUACAGAUCCAGUUAUGGGAUAUAGUCUUGCAAUGGAAACGUUGAGAAACAAUAAAGAAUUGAUUAUUAUUCCAAAAUCAGUUCCCAUAAAACAGCAACAACAACAGCCACAACCAACACCAUCAACACCAACAAUUACUAUAAAUACAACACAAUCUUCUUUACAAAUCAAUAAUGUAAAUAACGUUUUUGGAAAAUUUUUACCUAGUAUGCCAAUUGUAUUACCACAACAAAGUAUAGUUCUUGGCAAAGCAGAAUCUUCUAAUGAAAAUAAUAUAACUACUCCCAUACAAAUAGCUUUACCAGAUACUUUAACUACAUCGCUUAUAACAACAACUAGUACAGUUCCUUUAUCUCAAAAUCAUUAUGUUACAUUUACAACACAAACUAAUACACAUUCAAUACCAAUAAGUGAUAUAAUCUUGCCACAGUCGCAAAUUGUGACAACACCCAUUCAACCUAAACCACUGUUAACACCUAUACGUGUUGUGCCUAUAACUAAUUUAAUAACACAACCAUCUUUAUUACACCAAACACAGGGUAUACCAAAGUUUUGUAUUAUGCCAGACAAUACAAUACCAUCAUUAACUAUAACAAGUCCACAAUCUAUUCAAUGUCCAGCACCUGUGCCAAAGGUUGAGUCUCCAAAUGAUGUGAAAACAACUUCUCAGAAAAAAAAAAAAACAAUGAUGAAAAAAAAACGAAAACUUAGAAAGAAAGAUUUUAAAUGUGAUUAUUGUCUUAAAAAUUUCAGUACAGAUUGGUAUUUUAAAAUGCAUGUUGCUAUGCAUACAGGUGAAAAACGGUUUAUCUGUAAAAUAUGUACACAAUCAUUUAAUAAUCGAUAUGAUAUGAAAAGACAUAUGUCGAAUGAUCAUAACAGUGAAAUUGUUGCUUCUGAUACAUGUACUCAGGAAACUAUUGAAGAUUCACAACCAAAAAUGAACAAUGUAGAUUCACAUCAAGAAGUAAAAAAAGAGGAUAAAACAAAUGGAUAUAUUAGCAUGCCUACUCAAGAUAUUAUCAAAAAUAUGAAAACAGAAUUGUGUCAUGAAGUAUAAAUCAUUCCAAUUUAAAUAAUUCACUGAAAAAUAAUUGAUAAAACAAAUAAUAUUUAAAAUUGAAAAUAUGUCUGUUAUAAAUCUUCUAAUCUGAAGUUCACUUGUAAAAAUAUGUGUAAAAUGUGCUUAAACACUACAUUUAAUCAAAUAUUGAAUUUUGGUAGCAAAUUUUACAUUUAAUUACAAAAGUUCGAGUAUAUUGAUAUUUUUCAAUUAAUAAAUUAUAUCUUAUCCUUUAUUUUAAUUUCAAUAAAAUUAAAAUAAUUUCAAUAAAAUUUCAAUAAAAUUAAGAUAAUUAUUGUAAUAUUAUAAAUCCUAUGGUAUAAUAUGAAUGAUAAAUUUUUUUACUAUAUUUACUUUAUUUAGAAAAUAUAUAAUAAAAAUAUUUUUAUCAACAUUAUAAAAAUAUGUAUUAUAAAACUGAAAAAAGUUUAUUUUUUAAAUACAAGAAUACAAAAAUUGAUAAACAUAAAAAAUUUAGAUAUAAUUGUAUAUUAUUAAAUUCUAAACUGUGAUAUAUGGCCAUCUUUCCGCUAUAACUUUUUUCACGUAAUGUAAAAGUUUGUCGUUUUUAACAUAAAUUUAAGCACAUUAAGAAACUUUUAUAUACUAAAAUGAAAUCACAAUUAUGCAUGUGGACGAAAAUAUGAUUACACAUAUCUUAAAAUGCACAAAAAAAGAGAAAUCGUAUGGUUUAUAUUUUAGAAUCAGAAAAUUUGUUAUUAAAUUUAAGAAUAUUUUAUACGGAAAAGAAGUUAAAUGCCAUUAUUCUGAUGUAUAAAUACAUAUAAGUUAUAUUGUGUUCCUUUUAUUUUUAAUUUAGUAGUUGUUUACUUAAAAAGUAUUCAUUUAUAUAGGCUAAAAUUAAUGUAUAUUAGAUAUAUUUAUACACAUUUUAUUAUUGAAUUAUCUUUUUUCAAAAAAAAAUCUAUAAUAUAUUUUCUUCAAAAAAUUCAUUUUUAGAAAUAAUAUUAAAUGCAUAAGUACUUUUUUGUUUGAUGAAUUUAAUAUGUAGAAUAAGAUGAUAAAAAGCUUUGCAAAACUAAUUUGAGCUUUGAAAUUUAUUUUAAUAUAUUUCUGAAUGUUAAUAAAAAUGUAGAUUAAAAAUUUUACAAAAAUAUAAAGUUCCUUAAUAAGGAAAAUGAAUAUAAUGUGCCUUCAAAAUUUUAAUGUUCCUUAUAUAAAUAAAUAUAUAAAUAUAAUUAAUUCAUAAAAAUAAAUGAUGAUUAUGGAUAAUAUUGAUUUAAAUAAUUUGUUUUAUUGUUUCAUUAUAAACUGACAAUAAAAAAUAUUAAUAAUUUUAGUGCAAUCAUAUAAUGAAUAAAAUACUUUUGUUUGAAAAUAAGAUAAAUGAAAAUUAUCUGUGCAUUUAAUAUUACUAAUUUUCAGUGCACAAAAGAUAUGAUAAAAAAUAGAAAGAAAUUUUGAAAAUAUCAUUUGUGUUAUGAAAAUAUAUUUGUAAUAGAGAAUAUUGAAAAACUUAUUUUUAAAAUAAAAAUUACUAAAAUACUAUGUUAAAUAUAUCUUGAAAAAUAUAUCAUAAAAAACUAUUUGUUGUAUUGUAUUUACAUAAAAGGUUUUAAAAAUAAAUCAUUAUUUAAUAUCAAAAUUAUUUAUUCAAAAUAGUUUUCUUUUUAAACAAAAAAUAUUAAUCAUGAAUAUAUUUUAUGAAUGUUGAAUAAAUACAAUGUUAAUUGCAUGAAAUUAAUCAAUUAUUUGUUUAGGAAUAUAAGUUACAUCUCUGUUUUAUGUUUUUGAUUUUUUUUUAUUUUGAUUCAUAUCCUAUCUAAAGCCUCUAACAUUAUUACACUAUUUCCACGGAUUACCUACAAUAGUAAAAUGUAUUUAUUAAAUCAACAGAAAUUUAAUUCUUCUUAUUAAAAAAUAAAUUUUUAUCUUA